Messenger RNA from Lindgomyces ingoldianus, 1784 nucleotides. RefSeq names its product mannosyl-oligosaccharide alpha-1,2-mannosidase-like protein. The record is from RefSeq and is a predicted model, not a curated record. Gene Ontology annotation, cellular component: endoplasmic reticulum; Golgi membrane. Gene Ontology annotation, biological process: N-glycan processing; carbohydrate metabolic process. The coding region runs from base 202 to 1740 and encodes 512 amino acids. Gene Ontology annotation, molecular function: calcium ion binding; mannosyl-oligosaccharide 1,2-alpha-mannosidase activity. The transcript is spliced from 4 exons. Lineage: Eukaryota; Fungi; Ascomycota; Dothideomycetes; Pleosporales; Lindgomycetaceae.
ACCCACCACACAGAUUCUUCCCGCAGUCAGAGAGAUUGCAAUCGGCGUGCUAAUGGGAGUGAGAGGAGCCGAUGAACCGGCCAGCCGGGCGGGUCAUACCCUCGCUCCUCUUUCCAAGACCAAUACCAUGUCGUGUCAAAAUAAUACCCAGUAGCUAUUCGCCGUAGGGCCCCAUACUGUUAUUAUUUGUCUCCCAGCAUCAUGACGCGAAUAAAAUCUGUCGUUUUGGGGACGGCAAUACUCCCCGCUGUGCUUGCUCUUCCAAAGACCACACCGACACAUGCCCAUUACAGAGGACGGGGCUACGAUGCCAAUUCAACUUCAGAUCGCGCACAAGCGGUUGUUGACGUAUUUAGGACUGCUUGGGGUGGAUAUUACAAAUACGCAUUUCCACAUGACGAGUUGCAUCCCGUCUCGAAUAGCUUUAGCGAUUCUCGAAAUGCCUGGGGUGCCAGUGCCGUCGAUGCGCUCAGCACUGCACUUGUUAUGGGGCAGAAGGACAUCGUGAACCAGAUUUUAGAUUACAUCCCAACGAUAGACUACACGAAAACCGCAACUGAAGUCAGCUUGUUUGAGACCACAAUUCGGUAUCUAGGCGGCAUGCUAUCCGGUUAUGAUUUCCUGACUGGCCCUUUAUCAGAUCUCGCAGACAACAAAAACAAUGUCGACGCUCUCCUAAAGCAAUCAGAAACCCUCGCCAACGCCCUCUCCUACGCCUUCGAAACCCCCACCGGCAUCCCCUGGAACAACCUCUUCUUCACCAGCCGCUCCAACGACGGCUCCGCGAACGGCCUCGCCACCGUCGGAACCCUCGUACUAGAAUGGACACGACUCUCCGACCUUUCCGGCAACACGUCCUACGGCGCCCUAACCCAAAAAGCCGAAUCGUAUCUCCUGAACCCGUCUCCGCCAAGCUCCGAGCCCUGGACCGGACUCGUAGGCACCGAUAUCAAUGUCACCACCGGCCAAUUCCUAGACUCGACGGGCGGCUGGGUAGGAGGUGAUGACAGUUUCUACGAGUAUCUGAUUAAGAUGUUUAUUUACGACCCUUCGCGAUUUGCUACGUACCGCGACCGUUGGAUUCUAGCCGCAGACUCCACAAUUUCACACUUAACAUCGCACCCCUCUUCCCGUCCAGACCUAACCUUCGUCGCCAUGUACAAUGGCCGGAAUCCCUCCCUCAUCUCCCAACACCUUGCCUGUUUUGACGGCGGGAACUUCAUUCUCGGCGGCCAAGUCUUAGGGGUCCAGAAAUAUAUCAAUUACGGACUCCAGCUCGUAGAUGGAUGCCACGAAACCUACAUCGCGACAGCGACAGGAAUCGGGCCGGAAGUCUUCGGUUGGGAUAGCAAACGCGUGCCAGCGGACCAGGCUGAGUUCUUCAACAAAUCCGGGUUUUAUAUCCAAAACCCAACGUACGAUCUGCGGCCCGAAGUCCUGGAGUCGUUUUAUUAUGCAUAUCGGGCGACGGGGGAUCCCAAGUACCAAGACUGGGCUUGGGAGGGGUUCUUAGCUAUUAAUGCAACUACGAGGGUGGGAAGUGGCUAUUCUAAUAUCGAUAAUGUGAAUGUGGCGGGCGGUGGCGGUUAUGGAGAUUUCCAGGAGAGUUUUUGGUUCGCUGAGGUGUUGAAGUAUGCGUAUUUAAUUCAGGCAGCGGAGGCUGAGUGGCAGGUCAGUAAGGAUGGGAAGAAUGCGUGGGUUUUUAAUACCGAGGCGCAUCCUUUUAAGGUGGCUUCGUGAAUGAGUCGGGCGUAGUGGAAACCUGGUUGCGAUAUGUGAACGAA